This is a messenger RNA of Chenopodium quinoa (quinoa), 1237 nucleotides long. Its product is annotated as peroxidase 25. Gene Ontology annotation, biological process: hydrogen peroxide catabolic process; response to oxidative stress. Gene Ontology annotation, cellular component: plasmodesma; plant-type cell wall. The coding region runs from base 121 to 1092 and encodes 323 amino acids. The transcript has 4 exons. Gene Ontology annotation, molecular function: heme binding; peroxidase activity. NCBI's taxonomy places the organism in Eukaryota, Viridiplantae, Streptophyta, Magnoliopsida, Caryophyllales, Amaranthaceae. The record is from RefSeq and is a predicted model, not a curated record.
AGUGGAAGCUGAGUAGUUAGUGAAACACACCACGUUUUACAAAUUUUGGUACCCAACUUGCUUGAAUUGAGACUAUAAAUCUCUUGGUUUUUUUGUUCAUUUGUGAACAUAUCAACAAAAAUGGAAGGUUUUAGAGUUUUAUGCUUGUUAUUAGUCCUAAGUAAGUUGGUUAUUUCUGCUAAAUCUCAGUUAAGUACUAACUAUUAUGCUUCAAGUUGUCCACAAGUAGAAGGUGUAGUAAGAUCAACUGUGCAAUCUCACUUCAAUUCUGAUUCUACUAUUGCUCCUGGCUUGCUACGAAUGCAUUUUCACGAUUGUUUUGUUCAGGGAUGUGAUGCUUCAGUGUUGAUUUCGGGGCCUUCAUCAGAAAGAACUGCCUUUACAAAUAUCGGAUUGAAUGGCUUUGAUGUGAUUGAUGAUGCAAAAUCACAACUCGAGUCAUUGUGCCCAGGAGUUGUUUCUUGUGCUGAUAUCUUAGCUUUAGCUGCUCGUGAUUCUGUUGCUUUGACUGGAGGUCCAAAUUGGGGAGUUCCACUAGGGAGAUUGGAUGGCAAGAGAUCUUCAGCAUCCGAUGCUUUAAACUUGCCAUCUCCUUUGGAAUCUAUUGCUGUCCAUAGACAAAAAUUUGCUGAUAAAGGUCUCAAUGAUCAUGAUCUUGUUACACUUGUUGGUGCACAUACAAUUGGACAAACCGAUUGCAGAUUCUUUCAAUAUAGGCUCUACAAUUUCACACCAACAGGCAACUCUGAUCCUUCAAUCAACUCACCAAAUCUAGCCCAACUACAAGCCUUGUGCCCCAAAAAUGGCAAUGGUUUAACCAAGGUGGCAUUGGACAAAGAUAGUUGGACUAGAUUUGAUGUUAAUUUCUUCAAGAACAUUAGGGAUGGUAAUGCUGUGCUCGAAUCGGACCAACGAUUAUGGGGUGAUGAUGCAACUCGUGCAAUUGUGCAAAAUUAUGCAGGAAAUAUUAGAGGAUUGUUUGGUGUUAGGUUUAAUUUUGAUUUCCCUAAAGCUAUGAUUAAGAUGAGUACCAUUGAUGUUAAAACUGGUUCUAGUGGUGAGGUUAGAAAGGUGUGUUCAAAGUUUAACUGAAUGUAAGUUUAGUUUUUCUCAAUAAAUCAAUUGUGUCUUUUAUCAAAUGAUAAAUUGUAAUGUUACACAAGUAAGUUGUGCCGAUUUAUUGUAAUGUUACGAUGGAUUUAUUUUACUUAAACAUCAGUUUCUUUUGGUUCAUUAA